Messenger RNA from Auxenochlorella protothecoides, 1800 nucleotides. RefSeq names its product Cell division control protein 45-like protein. NCBI's taxonomy places the organism in Eukaryota, Viridiplantae, Chlorophyta, Trebouxiophyceae, Chlorellales, Chlorellaceae. Gene Ontology annotation, cellular component: DNA replication preinitiation complex. Gene Ontology annotation, biological process: double-strand break repair via break-induced replication; mitotic DNA replication preinitiation complex assembly; DNA replication initiation. The record is from RefSeq and is a predicted model, not a curated record. Bases 1 to 1800 code for a protein of 599 amino acids. The transcript is spliced from 16 exons. Gene Ontology annotation, molecular function: single-stranded DNA binding; DNA replication origin binding; chromatin binding.
AUGAUUGUGACGACCCCGGAUGAGUGGGUUGCCCUAUACAACGCCAUCAAGGAGGAGAGCUCCUGCAGCGAGGAGAAGCAUGUCUUCAUCUACGCCUCGGCCGCAGAUGCCGACUCCGUUGCCGCCCUACGCAUCCUGGAGAGGCUAUUCAAAAAUGACAUGAUACCGCAUGGGUGGUUGCCCGUCAGUCGUUACAAGGAGAUUGAGGAGGACUUUGAUGCCUGCUACCAACCUGAUGAGGAGGCAAUGCGGACAGCCAUCCUGAUCAACUGCGGGGCUGCCGAGGACGUACGGUCCUUCCUAAACCUGCAGAACCGCCCAAACGUGCGUGUGGUCAUCGUUGACUCCCAUCGACCGAUUUGCCACGCCAAUAACAUUGACAGCCCAGAGGAUUGCGUGGCGGUCCUCCUUGACGAGAGCGAGGGCCUGGACAAGGCAGAGAUCCCCCCUGCCAGCAUAGAUGACCAUGAGCUUGACUUGGACGACGACCCAGAUUCAGGGGAAGACGUGGAGGCUGGCAGCGACGAGGAACCCGAUGCUCAAAGGCAACGCCUGGAUGGCGGGACGAGCGGCCGUCAGGCACGCAGGAUGGAGGCACGCAGGGAGCGACAGCAGCGAGAGCAGUUUCGGGAAGUGUACUAUGAACAGGGUGUAUCGUAUGGCAAGCCUGCAGCAUGCAUGAUCUUUGACCUGGCGGCCCUGCUGGGACAGGAGACGAGUCACAUGCUCUGGCUGGCACUGGUGGGCCUCACUGACCACAUGGUGCACAGCAGGAUCCAUGCUGACAAAUACAAAAGCUAUUACAACCUGUAUGAGAGCCAUGUGCAGAACAUGGGUCACCUGGACGUCGCCACGGAGCGGCCUGCUGCAGAGGACGAUGGCGUUACGGUCGCAAACAUGGCCAUCAACUGCCGAAUUUUACCUCAGAGGGACUUUCGCUUUGGGCUGUUGUGGGAAUGGUCCCUGUAUGAGUCCAUGCUCUACAGCCCCUAUGUCGCCGCCCGGCUGCAAACAUACACAGAGAAAGGCAAAACCGCCCUGGAGCUCCUGCUUGCCAAGCUCGGGAUCCCCCUGCAGCAGGCUCAAAGCCCAUAUCUCUUGGACAUGAAGCCGAGGUACAAGGCGGCGCUGCCAGAAAGGCUGGCCCAGCAUGCCCCAGCGUUCAGGAUGGCAGACGAUGGAUUGAAGCGAUGCGUGAACAUUAUCGACGUGGUCCACGCCGCCACGGCACUGCUCGAGUGCGGGACCAAGAACGAGACGGCGACGCCGGGGGCCGCCGAUCAUGUGGACAAAUUCUGGCGCUGCUACCACGCACUGAGCUGGGCCCACGACCAAGGGGAGCUGCGGAAGGGGCUGGAGCUGGCAAAGCGGGUGCAGAAGGCGCUCAUCAGCGAUGGCGGGGGUGUGGUGCAGCAGAAGCUCUUCCACAACUUUCGGCACUUCCGGAUCUACGACCUGAGCAACCACAGCAUCAAUAACCAGCACCUCCUGAGUCACCCCAUGGCACUACAGAGGAUGGCUGCCUUCUUUCAAGACCAGCACUUCCACCACACCAAUCGGCGGAAGCCUGUCGUCCUGAUCGGGCCGGCGGACGCCUCCCUGCGGUGCCUCGCCGUCGGCUACGAGGCUACAGGCCGUAUGCAGGGCAACAAGCUGGGCCAUGCAUUUGCGGCGGCCACUGAGGCAGUCAAGGCGGAGGCCUGGCACGACCUCUUUGACACGACGGUCAUCCAGAUCUCAAAGCACGACGUCGACAGGUUCAAGUCGGAGCUUCUGAGACUGGCCACAGAUCUCCUGUGA